Messenger RNA from Morchella importuna, 1653 nucleotides. RefSeq lists its product as uncharacterized. The coding region runs from base 1 to 1653 and encodes 550 amino acids. The transcript has a single exon. The record is from RefSeq and is a predicted model, not a curated record. Lineage: Eukaryota; Fungi; Ascomycota; Pezizomycetes; Pezizales; Morchellaceae.
AUGUCCCAACAAGCCUCUCUGAGCUCCUGGUUUGCAGGAGCCCCCCCCCCAGGAACCCCAGCCCCCCCACGCUUUGCCGACACCCAAUCCAGUCAAUCCACCCAACAAACACAGUCCACCACGAUCGAGCAAACCCAACCCAGCGGCGAACCCUUCUCUAUCUUCGCCGAAUACACCCAAUACAAUGAACCAUACGCACCAAAGUAUGACUACAUCCACCCUAGCAUCGUCCCCCAAGAAACCCAUGCCAGAAUGGAUCUCAAUUACAUCUCGUGGGUAAUUAGAAAUGCCCUCACCGUGGCGCUCGAACCCCUCAACAAGGCAACCGAACAAACCAACAAGAAUCUGAAAGCCACCAUCGAAGUCCUAUCCGUCCAAAAUGAAUCCCUCAAGCACACCGUCGACACCCUGGCCAAACAAAUGUUCGAAAUGACAAAGAACCAGGACAAAACAUCCGAGAAACUCCACCGCCUACAACACCAACUCACCAAUCUCUCCAUCAACAGGCACAACAACCAAAUGGCCGCCGAAGGAAGAACUGCCACAACCACCGCCGCCGUCACCGCUGCCACCAUCCCCGCCCCUCCCCCCGCACCCAUCAAUAACUCGAACCAUGCUCAACAUCAACCAAAAGGAAAAGGAAAAGAAACACCAAUCCCACAAGCACCAAAAUCCUACGCAUCCAUCGCAGCAGGAAACGCCAACCCCGAAUACACCAUGGUCACAAACAGGAGGAAGCCCAAACCUAAGGUGGACCCACUAUUCAAACCGGAAGUCACCAAAAUCAACAGGGAAAUAGUCAUCGAAACAAAUAAAGAAUCACCAGUCACCCCCUCCGACAUCAGAACAAGAAUCAACUCAAAAAUCGAAAACCCAGACUGCCAGCUUAUCGCCGCCAGGAAAACCUCAAAGAACAACAUCGUGCUAGAAACCAAAUUUGCUACCCCCGCCUCAAAAGUCUUCGAAUACAAACAAGAAAUUGAAUCAGCCCUAAGAGAACUCAAGGUCCCCUUCGUUGACAUAAGGGUCAACUCCAGAUGGUCCAAAUUUAUCGUACACGGAAUCCCAACAACAAUCGGAGACGGCUAUGAAGCAGGACAGGUCAUGGCCUCAGAAGUCAGAAGCAACUACGGAACCACCUUCGAAAUGGCACAAAUCCCCAGAUGGCUAAGCAGACCUGAGGCUAGAGCAGGGAAAACGCACUCGUCAAUGAUCAUCGCACUCCCAGGACAAUAUACAAAAGACAACCUCGGACUGAGAUAUCUUACCCUAUUCGACCGGCAAUGCAAAAUCGACAACUACCUCCCAGCCAACCCAGAAACCCAAUGCUCCAAAUGCUUAGAAUAUGGCCACCGACACGAAAGAUGCUCCCACCAAACCGGGAGAUGCGGACACUGUGCAGAGGACCACCAAACAAAGGAACACCCAUGCUCAGAAUGCCCAGGAGGUACCAGAUGCAUCCAUACACCCAUCCGAUGCUACCACUGCAAGGCCCCACACAAAGCAACAGACGCCAACUGCCCAGAACGUACCAAAGCCCGCAUCAUAAACAAACUUGGACCAGACACAAACCCAAGCCCACUACCAAUACCCAUCGUCAUCCCGGCCCAAGACCCCCCCCAAGAAGAUGCAGCCAUGGAUAACACCCAAUGA